This is a messenger RNA of Paraglomus brasilianum, 120 nucleotides long. The record is from the annotation of a GenBank genome assembly. NCBI's taxonomy places the organism in Eukaryota, Fungi, Glomeromycota, Glomeromycetes, Paraglomerales, Paraglomeraceae.
UAUAAGCGAGACAUAAGCCAGGCGGAUGAACAAGAGUCUGAAUUAAUGGAUAUCAAUUCAAGUCCAGUACAAGCGCUUGUAUACUUUGUAGGCGUGGGUACACGAAACAGACCAUUCGAA